Messenger RNA from Rhipicephalus sanguineus (brown dog tick), 2570 nucleotides. RefSeq names its product RING finger protein 141-like. Gene Ontology annotation, biological process: protein autoubiquitination. Gene Ontology annotation, molecular function: ubiquitin-protein transferase activity. The coding region runs from base 296 to 922 and encodes 208 amino acids. The transcript is spliced from 6 exons. Lineage: Eukaryota; Metazoa; Arthropoda; Arachnida; Ixodida; Ixodidae. The record is from RefSeq and is a predicted model, not a curated record.
UUGAUUGACCUGUCAGGAGUGGUUGGUUGUGCGAGCGGUUGCGUUGCGAUGUGCAAGCGGUGCAAGUGCCAAGCGGCCUGCGUACUACAUCGACUACAGCACGAGCAGCAGUUUUCCUGGUGAUCAGUAGCACCGCGGUGAGUGAACGGUUGGUGAUAUCCAUGGGUGCAGAGCGACGGAUGAUAAUUAUAUCGGCGGCCGCUUGCUGGCAACUGUUCAUCGUUGCGGUUUGGCCGGUCGCCGUAAUUUCCAGAUAAGGACACUGCUUUCGCAUUCGGACGUUCGUGCUUAGGCCAUGGGUUCCCAUCUGAGCUCGGAGGUGAUGGGAGCCUUUCGGCAAUCUCAGGUGUUUGGCGAGAUCACCACGCUUACCUUUGAGCGCCUCAUGGCCAAAGUGAAGGAGCUGAAUGACAUAUGCCAGUGCCUGACAGACACGAAAAACCGUCACCUUGUGUUUGAGGUGUGUGGCACAUCAGAGACGCCUGUGCUGUGGAAGAGUGAAGUGCGCAUCCUCUGCCGCAAGGUUGGUGCAGGGGAUGGGGAGGCUCGCCUGCUGACGUUGAGGCAGUUCUUGCACACGUACCACACCAUCAAGGCCUACUGCUCAGCUGCUGCCUCCAGUGGAACUGCCAACAUGUGUGCCUCCACCUUAUUCUCCGGCGUCCUUGGUACUGAGCUGGAGGAGUGCUGCAUCUGCAUGGAGCACAGGCCAGAGGUGACACUGCCCUGUACGCACAGCUACUGCCUGCACUGCAUUGAGCAGUGGAAUGUGUCCAACACAACGUGUCCCCUGUGCCGGGAAGAGUUUGAGAGCACGAAGGAAACCUGGGUCAUCUCAGAGGCUCCCGAGUCGUCCGAGGUGCUGAGCGAAAUGCAGAAGGCACUCUCCAAGUUGCCCGAGCAGAAGAGCACCCCAUCGUGAACUGGUUGUGCUCAAUGUAGAGACUGCCAUGUGCUUGACUCUUGCAGAAUAUUAUUUCCAGCAAUGAGGCCCUGCAACACUAAUCAUUGAAUGACCUCACAAUUGGAGUUUAUUGCCUCACGUAUCGAUUGCCGUUUUUCAGGUCUGUCAAGUACGAGCAGAGUUGCAGGGUAUGAAGCAAUGCCAGUGCGCCCCAUAAGCACUUCCUCUUGUUUAAAUCACUUCCAGUGUGAUCACUAGCGUCGGCUCAUGGCGCAGCAACCCUUGGUGGACUUGGCAACUAUGCAGCACAAGAAUGCUCAACUGUGAAAAGGCCUGGCCAAGCUCUUUCAUUGCCUGGUGUGCACUGGCCUUAUCCUGCCUCAGCUUCACCAAGGGAUAGCAGCCAAAUCCAAGUAGCGCAUUGUCGAGCAAACUGAAUUAGCUAAAUGCAAAAGCGACCUCUGGCAACACGUCUUGCUCGCAAUGUGUGUAAAAGGGACAAAGCAUGUAAUGGCAAGCGUGCCAAUGGUUUUGGAAACAACAAUAUGUAUGCAUUGAUUAGUAUUACGGUAGCAGCCUCAAUAAAAGACGAGUGAUUGACGGAGGCGAGGUGGAAGUACAGUAAAAUCUCGUUACAAGAGACUCUCUGGUAUAAGCGACAUUUUGAAAUAGUCUGUUUCAUUUUCCUAUAUUUGCCACGUUAACAACAUUGCACACAGGACACACAGUUACCAGAGACACUUAGUUACUAAAGAUAACUUUUCCAGGUCCCUAGAGUAAAUUCUUUACUACUGUUUAGAAGAAACACAACCCAGACAUGCAAUGUGGCUGACGUUGUGCUGCAGUUUUCAUUCUCUUGGCUGUUACAUUUCUUGCACCAAACUGUCUGUCACGCUUUCAUAAUUGCUCCCACACACUGACUCUGUGACAAUGGAGUUGAAUUGCCAUCACAGCGUCUGCAGUGCUGGUCACUUUGUAUGCUGCUAGUAUCCUAGAGCACCUGAAAUAUAUUGUGAGCAACAGCGAGGCUUGCAAAGUGAAGAUCUGCAGUCACCAAAAAAAAACAAACUAUUAUGAAUGGCUUCUUUAAGCCAUUUCCUGUAAAUGUGUUUAAAACUGUCGUACUGUUGUAUAAUAAGGUGAGCUAGUCUAACUCCUCAGUGUUUUCAGGAUUUUUGGUUGCUAAAGACAUGUUCCUGGGUCUUUUACAACCAGGUUUUACUGUACUGAGAUAGUUACUUUUUCUGUGCUUCUGAAGAGAGAAACAUGUAUAUUAUUUAUUUAUUGAAUGCAAAGCAAACAAAAUAAAUAUUGCCGAGGAUGUUUUCAUGAUCAUCAAAUCGGCCAAUAAGCGUGCCCUUCUCUCCGUUGACGUAGCUUCCCAAGAGUACAGUGAGUGAUUUUCAGUUGUUUUUGAGACAAAGUUGCAAAUUCCCUCCUGCGUGCAUUGCAACAAUAUUAGGUCCACGUGUUCACAGGACCCUUGCCUACUGACGGGCAGUGUUUUCCAGUUAUGUUAGAGAAGUGUUGCAGGGCCCAUGUAAUGGACGCCUGCCUUUUCACCUCUACGGGAAACUUGUGAGGUUUACAUUUGUGACAAACGUUCCUUACAUUCACUCCUUUAAAGACAAGCAGUUAAAGCAUAAUAAAAAUAUUUGCUCAGUUA